AUGGCGCUGAGAGUCUCUCGGGGCGGUCGCGGACGCGGACGUGGCAGAGGACGCGGUAGAAGAAAGUCGGAGCUGUGGGAAUGGGAAUCAUACAAACCGGGUCCAGAGAUUUAUGAGCAGCUAUGGCGUAUCCGUAAAGAACCUGCCGUAGUUACCUCACAACCAUCCGACGACUGCCCGAUACCACACGCACAAACGCGAAUUCUUGAUCGCCGACAGACUGAGGGCGCGGUAGUAAGAAAUUACUACGUUGUUCAAAUCACACGUACCGGCGACAGUGAGGAACAGAGAGUCACAGAAGAGGUAGACCUCAGUUGCAUAUUGCACUAUGUCUCUUCCGCCGAACUGGAACGAUUUGAAAAUGAGCAGUUUAGACUCGAGGCAGAGGCAGAGGCUAUUGCGGUACAAGCAGAAAUUGACGAGCUGGCGCGCCGGCAGGUAGAAAAGAAUGCAAGAGGGGCCAAGACUACUGGAACAGGAAGCCGGAUGCUCAGUGGACUAGGGUUACCUUCAGAUGUACCGACGCGGACAAGAGUCAGGCCUCCAGGGAGACGUGGCAGAGGUCAAGGCAGAGGUCGAGGCCUGGCUAUGCGUCACGAUGAUUUGGGCGAGCAAUCUGGCCAUUCUACUGUCUUUCUGGACCAAGUAACCCAGAAUAUAUCUCCAGUAAUUCCAGAAACCGAUGAUGAAGAGGACCAAGAUUCGGAGGCACAAACCCAAUCAUCGCCAGGUCUGAUGCGCUCGGCAUUUUUUGCCAAUAGCGCUCUGCCACUGCCACCUGUUACAAGAAGACUUUCUAUUCCAAUCACCUACCACACCCAAGAGGAUGAAGCAGAAGAUGUACCUACACCCAUUGCGCAACAGGACCGCGGACUAGACGAAAACUGGCAUCGUAUCAAAAGACUGAGAAUCGGAAACCCGGACUCAGACCAGGAUACAUCAGCACCGUCACCUCCGCAAAUACCGAUGGAAGCAUUCUCAGCAGCCCUCUUCUCGGACCGCUCCUCUGUCGUAGACGCAAACUCGAGUCCCAUUGUUAUCGAGGAUAUUGCGCCAAUACCACCCACCAAUCUACCCGCACUGGGAUCACCCAUGUUUGGAUCCGACUCUGACGACUCGAUUCCCGCAUAUGCACCGUCGGCCUCCGCUAAUGCUAAACAUCCAUCUCCAUCUUUACACAAAGGCGGAUUCAGCAGCGACACUAUACACAUAACUACGGAUUCUAUCAUGGAAGACGAAAACGGCAAGGCAGAUGGCGACGAUGAAGCUGUAGACGAAUACGUGGUCGAGACUAUUGAAGAACAUUAUCAAGACGGGAAUAAGACGUAUUACCUGGUCAAGUGGGAGGGGUAUGAGGAUAGUCGUGACUGGUUGUCAGAAGAGGAUUUGCAUGGUGCGAGGGAGAUUGUUGCUGAGUAUCAUGCAAGAAUACGGAGGAGGGAGGAGAAGAAGCCUGUCGCUAAGAAAGGGAUGUUUUUUAAAUAA
Molecule: messenger RNA, 1485 nt
Organism: Bipolaris sorokiniana ND90Pr
Lineage: Eukaryota; Fungi; Ascomycota; Dothideomycetes; Pleosporales; Pleosporaceae
Exons: 2
Coding region: 1-1485 (494 amino acids)
Biological process (GO): chromatin organization; negative regulation of transcription by RNA polymerase II
Cellular component (GO): pericentric heterochromatin
Molecular function (GO): chromatin binding
Source: RefSeq, a predicted model, not a curated record